Messenger RNA from Macrosteles quadrilineatus (aster leafhopper), 426 nucleotides. Its product is annotated as acetyl-coenzyme A synthetase-like. Bases 118 to 426 code for a protein of 102 amino acids. Gene Ontology annotation, biological process: acetyl-CoA biosynthetic process. NCBI's taxonomy places the organism in Eukaryota, Metazoa, Arthropoda, Insecta, Hemiptera, Cicadellidae. Gene Ontology annotation, molecular function: acetyl-CoA synthetase activity. The transcript has a single exon. The record is from RefSeq and is a predicted model, not a curated record.
GUAGCGGGAAAACGGGGGAAACAUCAAUUUGCGCGCGCGGCCCUCGCUCGCUCAGUCACUUCAGUGCUAUCGCCACUCUAGGUUGACAGUCACUCCGUACUUGCACAGUCAUCGACGAUGAAGAAGACUGUGUACGAGCCGAACGCGGCGGUCUCGCGGAAGUCGUACGUCAAGAGCUUCCAGCAGUAUAAGGACCUCUACCAGAAGUCCAUCGACGAUCCUGCCCGGUUCUGGAGUGAGAUUGCCAGUCAGUUCCAUUGGGAAGUCCCCUACGACGUGAACAAGUUCCAUUCGUACAACUUCGACCUGAACAAGGGUCCGAUCAGUAUCAAAUGGAUGGAAGGCGCGAAAACCAACGUGUGCUACAACCUGCUGGACCGAAACAUCAAGAAUGGGAUGGGCGACAAGAUAGCUUACUUUUGGUGA